This is a messenger RNA of Pimephales promelas (fathead minnow), 3774 nucleotides long. The record is from RefSeq and is a predicted model, not a curated record. Lineage: Eukaryota; Metazoa; Chordata; Actinopteri; Cypriniformes; Leuciscidae.
GCUGAAUCUUCCACAACACCUACAAUAACAACAGUGGCAUCAGCAACCACUACAGUUCCUGUUGAAACAUCCACCACUACAGCAGGAGAAAUGACAACAACACCACAAACUACUGCUACAACAGCUGAAUCCUCAACAACACCUACAAUAACAACAGUGGCCUCAGCAACCACUACAUUUCCUGAUGAAACAUCCACCACUACACCAGGUGAAAUCACAACAACACCACAAACUACAGCUACAACAGCUGAAUCUUCUACAACACCUACAAUAACAACAGUGGCCUCAGCAACCACUACAGUUCCUGAUGAAACGUCCACCACUACAGCAGGAGAAAUCACAACAACACCACUAACUACAGUUACAACUGCUGAAUCCUCCACAACACCAACAGAUUCUUCCACAGUUCCCACUAUUCUUACUGGAACAUCCACCACUAGCGAAGCUUCUACUUUGACUUCAGUUAGUUCAUCUUCACCAGCCUUUGAAAGUACAACUGUUAGUAAAUCCACAUCAUCUAAAGCUUUCACAGCAUCUACAGCGUUAACAGAGUCUCCAGCAUUAACAGCAUCUACAUCAUCAACAGAAUCUACAGCUUCAACAGAAUCUACAGCAUCAACAACAUCUACACCAUCAACAGAAUCUACAGCUUCAACAGAGUCUACAGCUUCAACAGCAUCUACACCAUCAACAGAAUCUACAGCUUCAACAGCAUCUACACCAUCAACAGAAUCUACAGCUUCAACAGCAUCUACACCAUCAACAGAAUCUACACCAUCAACAGAAUCUACAGCUUCGACAGCAUCUACACCAUCAACAGAAUCUACAGCUUCAACAGCAUCUACACCAUCAACAGAAUCUACAGCUUCAACAGAAUCUACAGCUUCAACAGAAUCUACAGCAUCAACAGAAUCUACAGCUUCAACAGCAUCUACACCAUCAACAGAAUCUAAAGCUUCAACAGCAUCUACACCAUCAACAGAAUCUACAGCUUCAACAGCAUCUACAGCUUCAACAGAAUCUACAGCUUCAACAGAGUCCACAGCUUCAACAGCAUCUACACCAUCAACAGAAUCUACAGCUUCAACAGCAUCUACAGCUUCAACAGAAUCUACAGCUUCAACAGCAUCUACACCAUCAACAGAAUCUACAGCUUUAACAAAAUCUACACCAUCAACAGAAUCUACAGCUUCAACAGCAUCCACACCAUCAACAGAAUCUACAGCUUCAACAGAGUCCACAGCUUCAACAGCAUCCACACCAUCAACAGAAUCUACAGCUUCAACAGCAUCUACACCAUCAACAGAAUCUACAGCAUCAACAGAAUCUACAGCUUCAACAGCAUCUACACCAUCAACAGAAUCUACAGCUUCAACAGCAUCUACACCAUCAACAGAAUCUACAGCUUCAACAGAGUCUAAAGCUUCAACAGUAUCUACACCAUCAACAGAAGCUACAGCUUCAACAGCAUCUACACCAUCAACAGAAUCUACAGCUUCAACAGCAUCUACACCAUCAACAGAAUCUACAGCUUCAACAGCAUCUACACCAUCAACAGAAUCUACAGCUUCAACAGCAUCUACACCAUCAACAGAAUCUACAGCUUCAACAGCAUCUACACCAUCAACAGAAUCUACAGCUUCAACAGCAUCUACACCAUCAACAGAAUCUACAGCUUCAACAGCAUCUACACCAUCAACAGAAUCUACAGCUUCAACAGCAUCUACACCAUCAACAGAAUCUACAGCUUCAACAGAAUCUACACCAUCAACAGAAUCUACACCAUCAACAGCAUCUACACCAUCAACAGAAUCUACAGCUUCAACAGUAUCUACACCAUCAACAGAAUCUACACCAUCAACAGCAUCUACACCAUCAACAGAAUCUACACCAUCAACAGAAUCUACAGCUUCAACAGCAUCUACACCAUCAACAGAAUCUACAGCUUCAACAGCAUCUACACCAUCAACAGAAUCUACAGCUUCAACAGCAUCUACACCAUCAACAGAAUCUACACCAUCAACAGAAUCUACAGCUUCAACAGCAUCUACACCAUCAACAGAAUCUACAGCUUCAACAGCAUCUACACCAUCAACAGAAUCUACAGCUUCAACAGCAUCUACACCAUCAACAGAAUCUACAGCUUCAACAGCAUCUACACCAUCAACAGAAUCUACAGCUUCAACAGCAUCUACACCAUCAACAGAAUCUACAGCUUCAACAGCAUCUACACCAUCAACAGAAUCUACAGCUUCAACAGAAUCUACACCAUCAACAGCAUCUACACCAUCAACAGAAUCUACAGCUUCAACAGCAUCUACACCAUCAACAGAAUCUACACCAUCAACAGAAUCUACAGCAUCAACAGCAUCUACAGCAUCAACAGCAUCUACACCAUCAACAGCAUCUACACCAUCAACAGAAUCUACACCAUCAACAGCAUCUACACCAUCAACAGAAUCUACAGCUUCAACAGUAUCUACACCAUCAACAGCAUCUACAGCUUCAACAGCUUCAACAGCAUCAACAGAAUCUACACCAUCAACAGAAUCUACAGCAUCAACAGCAUCUACACCAUCAACAGCAUCUACAGCUUCAACAGCAUCUAGAGAAUCUACAGCUUCAACAGAAUCUACAGCAUCAACGGCAUCUACACCAUCAACAGCAUCUACACCAUCAACAGCAUCUACAGCUUCAACAGCAUCUACAGAAUCUACAGCUUCAACAACAUCUACAGCUUCAACAACAUCUACAGCUUCAACAACAUCUACAGCUUCAACAACAUCUACAGCUUCAACAACAUCUACACCUUCAACAACAUCUACACCUUCAACAACAUCUACACCUUCAACAACAACUACUACAAAAAUACCUGAGGUGUUAACUGACCUGGUGUUUCGGUCUUCGGACACAUUUAUAGAAGCUCUCAGUGACAAAAACUCAGAGGAGUUCAAGUCUAGGUCUAACCUUGUCACAAAUCAGCUUGAAGGAAUUUACAGACCCAAGUAUGCUAACUUCCUCAGAGCGAUCGUCAAAGAAUUCAGACCAGGGUCAAUCAUCACAGCAACUCAAAUAGUCUUCAGCCUCAACCAAUCAGUCCCCUCCAUUCAAGAGAUUUCAAACACCCUCUUGACAGCAGCGGCAGAAGGAGGAAGUGUCGAUUUACUAAACAUAAUUCCUGGAUCAAUUUCAGUCAAUGGUUCAGCAACAUCUACAGCUUCAACAACAACAUCUAGAGCUUCAACAACAACUACUACAAAAAUACCAGAGGUUAUCACUGACCUGGUGUUUCGGUCUUCGGACACAUUUAUAGAAGCUCUCAGUGACAAAAACUCAGAGGAGUUCAAGUCUAGGUCUAACCUUGUCACAAAUCAGCUUGAAGGAAUUUACAGACCCAAGUAUGCUAACUUCCUCAGAGCGAGCGUCCUAGAAUUCAGACGAGGGUCAAUCAUCACAGCAACUCAAAUAGUCUUCAGCUUCAACCAAUCAGUCCCCUCCAUUCAAGAGAUUUCAAACACCCUCUUGACAGCAGCGGCAGAAGGAGGAAGUGUCGAUUUACUAAACAUAAUUCCUGGAUCAAUUUCAGUCAAUGGUUCAGCUUCAACUACAACUAUCGCUCCUACAGUAACUACUGCUUCAAGUGGAUUAAAGAUUGAAUCCAGUCUGCUCCAAGCAACAUUCCUCAUUAUUAUGUCUCAAAUAUUUAGGCUUUUCCUAUAGAUCCCUUAACCAUAUAUCCAACUAACAGAAUACAACCAGACACACUGUAACAAA